Molecule: messenger RNA, 1200 nt
Organism: Cyclocybe aegerita
Lineage: Eukaryota; Fungi; Basidiomycota; Agaricomycetes; Agaricales; Hemipholiotaceae
Source: the annotation of a GenBank genome assembly
AUGAUUCGUCCUCCUCCGCUCACACUCAAAUGUACGUGUACCGCUAGUUCUGACUUCCUUAGCGUGCUUUUCUGCUAUGCUAACAUCCGGCGAAUCAACCUAGACGACAACAGGUUUCCACUUCCGACUAAGACUGCGAGUCCGCCAAAGUCGAAGGGAUUUGUGGGCCAGCUGUAUAAAGCGAGCUGGAAGAACCCUAUCAUCGCCAUUGCUGGUCUCAAUGGUUUGCGAUGGGCAUAUGCUGCUGUUCGUUACAACUCAGUGUAUGAUGCCAUCGUCGAUGAUGCGGAGGGAGCGCAUAACCUAGCCAAGGUUUCAAUCACGCUGAGCGUGAUCUACGUAGUCGCGUUCUUCAUUGAACUAUACGGGGUCAUCAGUGUCUCAAUGCAACGUUUGGGCUUCAUUCGUGCAUACCUGUACCUCACGUUCCUCGCGUCCCUGUUGGUUACGUCCGCCAGUGUGCUUAACGGCGUGUCAUAUUUCGUCUUUGCAGAGGAUCUCAUGUGGGAGUGCUUGUCGUUGGCUACGGAAGGUCAUGGAUAUGAGAAGUCGUUGUUUCGGUCGCACCCUUGGCCCGGGGGUUACCUUCCAAUACCUUCUAAAAUGGCCAGGAAACAGUGCGUUUACGCCUGGGUCAGCCAAUCCUGGUCACAAGUGGCCUCCGUCUUUAUCUUCGGCCUCAUCCCUGCCGCCAUCUACUACGUCCUCGUGUACGCCUACUACCAGCAGACCAUCAACCCUUCGCAUCACGCGAACCUGCUGGACACAGGCCGCCGUCUCGGAUCCUCCGUGCGGACGAAUUACCAGUAUCAACGGGUGCAGAACAACGACAGCCAUCGUGGCGGGGGUGCACAGGGCUCGACCACCAGCCGGAUCCAGAACAACGUCCUCACUCCCCGAAGACAACGGCGCCUUCAAGCUCAGUCCAAUCCACGGGCUGUGCGCGGUGUGGGCGGUGCCAGUACCAGUCUGAGCACCAACACCACUGGAAGGCCCAUGGCCGCCUCCUCCCUCCCUGGCGUCAAGCGCACGUUCACCUCGCGAAGCCUCAACCGACCCAAUCGACCCCCACCUCUCAUGCGGAGCCCGUCGCCGCUCGGUCUGACCCCAGGACCACCCACCUUCAACAACCACCGUUCGAAGGUGUACGCAGCGUUCGCAGCUCCGGUUGCGUCGUCGGAUUAUGACAAGUUUGUUUGA